UGACCAGCUCCAGGACGUACGAUCAACACAGCUUCGACCCCACGACCCGACCUCACCAAGUCUUCCUCGGCUGCGCAGCCCCCCGCCACCAUGGCUUCUCCGCCGCACAUGCCGUCGUUCACGAUGCCAAAAAAGCGCGGCAGCAUCUCCUCGCUAUCAUCGGCACAAACCAAGAAGCGCAAACCCUCACAGCUCCGCAAUGCCUUCUCACCGGAGACCGAAGGCGUUGGAUCGCCAGCACGCUACUCGCGCUCACCGUCAGUAGACAGUGUAGCCACAACAUCAGUCAUCAACGGCGCAGGUGGGAAGAAGAGGCGGAAGAAGAACGCAGACGAUGCCAGCACCGCAGGCUCCAGCAUGCGCGGCGGAAAAGGCGAUACACGCAGCGCGUUAAACGGCGACGGCAACGCUGAUGGCAAUGCACAAGACGACGAGGAAGAUGACGACGACAUGAUGGACGACGAAAUGGACACCGCUCUCGAAGGCGGCCAGUCCAUGGCAGACCGCAAAAAUCUCGAGAAGGAACACGAGCGCGUCCUCAUGGAAUACAUGACACCCUCCCAAGCCGACCGCUACGCUACAUACCGCCGCAUUCGCCUCAAGCGCGAAACCGUCCGCAAACUCGUGAAUCAGACGCUUUCCCAGUCCGUCCCACAGCCCGUCAUCAUCGCAGUGACAUCCUACACAAAAUCCUUCAUGGGCGAGAUCAUCGACCGCGCGCUCACCGUCCGCGACGAGUGGGCAGUAUCUCGUACACACUUGCCCAACCCGAACCUGCCACCCCCAGUUCUGGCGCAGUCCCUGGGUCGCCCGUCCGCGCAUAUAAAAGAUCCGCGGAACAAGCCGACGAAUGCGGAUAUCCAGAGCGCAGGCCUGUAUUUUAAUCAGGUCGACAGGGGUGAGCCGCUGUGGGUCGAGAUCGCGAAGGACGCGGGGUUACAGGAGAGGCUGAAGCAGUGCGAUAAGGGGCCAUUGACACCGGCGCACUUGAGAGAGGCGCUAAGGCGGUACAAGAGGGAUAGAGAUGGUGGGGGUGCUGGAUUUGUGGGAAUGAGUUUGGAGGGCGUGGAGAGGACGGCUGCGAGGACGGGUGGGAAAAGGCUGUUUCGUUAGCGUGGUGGUAACGAGUGGAUGAACGGUGUGAAGAGAACUCAGGUCGAGGUACUCUGAAGAGAACCAGGAAGAACAGCAUCAAAGGGUUCAUGCAUAGCGAGGGCGUUAGGGACCGGCGUUUAGGUUUCAGGCAUCUUUAUCACAGUGCCAGUCGAAAGUCUUAAAGCUCGACAAUCGGAGACGAUUUUGAACAGAUGCAUUGCAUAAAGCUAUCUAGUCACUACGAAACCAUUCAACAUCAUCUCGAGUGAAG
This is a messenger RNA of Macroventuria anomochaeta, 1366 nucleotides long. RefSeq lists its product as uncharacterized. The transcript has a single exon. The record is from RefSeq and is a predicted model, not a curated record. NCBI's taxonomy places the organism in Eukaryota, Fungi, Ascomycota, Dothideomycetes, Pleosporales, Didymellaceae. Gene Ontology annotation, cellular component: nucleus; transcription factor TFIID complex. Gene Ontology annotation, biological process: RNA polymerase II preinitiation complex assembly; transcription initiation at RNA polymerase II promoter. The coding region runs from base 91 to 1113 and encodes 340 amino acids. Gene Ontology annotation, molecular function: protein heterodimerization activity; transcription coactivator activity.